Molecule: messenger RNA, 966 nt
Organism: Schistocerca gregaria
Lineage: Eukaryota; Metazoa; Arthropoda; Insecta; Orthoptera; Acrididae
Gene: mRpL9
Product: 39S ribosomal protein L9, mitochondrial
Exons: 5
Coding region: 163-891 (242 amino acids)
Biological process (GO): translation
Cellular component (GO): mitochondrion; ribosome
Molecular function (GO): structural constituent of ribosome
Source: RefSeq, a predicted model, not a curated record
UCCAGAGAUCUUUCUUUCUCUGCCCUAGACACUAGUUGUUUACAGGGUAGGCAAAGAUAUGCAGAACAGCAGAAGCAUCAUAUAUUGUUUGUUUAUGUCGUCGAACUGUUUUGAAUAGUAAAUGUUUUAUUUGAAGUACCGAAAAGAAUACAGACACUGGAAAUGUUGAAGCAUUUUUUGAGUACCUCAAGAAUAUGUGGGGCAGUUACUGGAGUGCUUACGUCCCAACCAAGCAGAACAACAGUGAUUCUUAGAAGGAAGUGGCCUCCAGGUCUUUAUAAAAAGUCACAGCAACCAAAAAAGUUACGUGGACGACAUCACGUUUAUGAGUUUGUGGAAAACACAGAGUUCAAGAAACAGCCUGAAAUAGAAGUUAUUUUGACUGGCUAUGUCAAAGGUCUUGGAGACCGAGGUGACAGGGUGUUUGUGAAGCCAAACUAUGCCUACAACGAGCUUCUACUCCCAGGUCUUGCAGUUUAUGUUACACCAAACAACAUUGAAAGAUAUUGUACAGAUGAAAAUAAUAGACAACGAACAUAUAGCUCACCAUUUGUUCAGCGAACACUGGGAUUCUUGUCAAACAUGAAUCUACCAAUAAUUAUGAAUAAGGAAGUUCCAUGGACAGUGGAGCCAUGGCAUGUACGAGCAUCGUUACGCAAACGUGGAGUGUAUGUACCUGAAGCAGCUAUCAAAAUACCUGAUAAACCAAUAACUGGCCCAGACUUGGACAAGGAGGGAAAAAUAUUUUAUGUUACUGUAACGAUAAAUGGCCGGGAGAAGGUUGAUGUUAAAUGCCGGAUCCAUCACUGGAGCACCAAACUUAGUGACCGAUUGCCAUAUGUUCCUGAGUAUUGGAACUUACCUGAUGUCCCAGUUUUGGAGCAGUCUUGAGUACUUUUAUAGCACCGAAUAACUGAACAUUGUAUCUGUUGCGAUAAUUGCAAAAUAAAACAAAAUUUUAAUUUU